UUCUCGUAUCGACUUCAAAGAGACAAGAAGUAACCACUCCACAGUCCACCAUGAAAUUUAUCAUCUUAACCGUAGCACUUCUAGCCGUCGCACAGGCGAGACCAGAUGCCUUUGAUGCACAAGCCGAAACACGUGAAUUCAAGAGUAACGUGAAUGAGGAUGGCAGCUACAACUAUCAAUAUCAGACCUCAAAUGGCAUAGCCCAACAGGAGCAAGGAGUUGGUGGUCAAUAUGCUAGCGGCUCUUCAGCAUAUUACAGUCCCGAUGGAGAGUUGGUGCAGCUGACAUACACUGCCGAUGAGAAUGGAUUCCAUCCACAGGGUGCUCAUUUGCCCACUCCACCACCAAUUCCAGCAGCUAUCCUGAGAGGCUUGGAGUACAUUCGCACACAUCCGCAUCAAGAGGAGCGUCAGGAGCGUCGCCAUGGACGCUUCUAAGUGCCACCAAAUGAUUAUAAGGCUUCUUUGUUUAUUCUUACAAUUUUAUGUUAAAUAAGAGCUCAGUUAACAAGCUAAUUUUUAAGCUGUUUGGAAAUAAAACACCAUCUUCCAUUUAUUAUAAACUUA
Molecule: messenger RNA, 566 nt
Organism: Drosophila innubila
Lineage: Eukaryota; Metazoa; Arthropoda; Insecta; Diptera; Drosophilidae
Product: pupal cuticle protein Edg-78E-like
Exons: 2
Coding region: 51-437 (128 amino acids)
Cellular component (GO): chitin-based extracellular matrix
Molecular function (GO): structural constituent of chitin-based larval cuticle
Source: RefSeq, a predicted model, not a curated record